Messenger RNA from Botrytis fragariae, 1353 nucleotides. Its product is annotated as putative trna m g methyltransferase domain containing protein. Gene Ontology annotation, molecular function: tRNA binding. Gene Ontology annotation, cellular component: cytosol; nucleus; nucleoplasm. Lineage: Eukaryota; Fungi; Ascomycota; Leotiomycetes; Helotiales; Sclerotiniaceae. Gene Ontology annotation, biological process: tRNA N1-guanine methylation. The record is from RefSeq and is a predicted model, not a curated record. Bases 1 to 1353 code for a protein of 450 amino acids. The transcript has a single exon.
AUGUCCGACAUCGACGAACGACCCUCUAAAAUACGCAAAGUCGCACCUACCGACGAUGCAUCGACUUCUACCGAUUCAAUUGCCCCCAAUUUCAAUUCCAAUGACAUAACAAAGCAGCUCGAAACUUCAAUAAGUACUGAAGAUGCCCCCGCUAAUCCCGAGUCCACCACUAUAGCCAAUUCAAAUGAGCCCAAUCCCCUCUCAAAAUCGCAAUUGAAAAAGCGCAGGAAGCAGGAAGAAUGGGAAGCCAACAAAUCCAAACGUACCGAAUUCCGGCGCAUCAAGCGCAAAGAAAAACAGGCUCGUAAAGCUGCGGCUCAAGCAGCUGGACUGCUACCUCCCCCUCCACCUUCCUCAUCCCGUCGACCUAUUCAAGUCCCAGUUUCUUUCCUUAUUGAUUGUGAUUUUGAAUCCUAUAUGAUGGAAAAAGAAAUCAUAUCAUUGACAGCGCAAGUAACACGCUGUUAUAGUGAUAAUCGAACUGCAGUUUGCAGAGGACAUAUGGGAAUAUCGGGAUGGGGAGGCAAAAUGAAGGAGAGAUUUGAAGGAGUAUUGGCAGGUAAUUUUAAUAGUUGGAAGGGAGUUAAAUUUUUGGAGGAGGGCUGGAUGGAGGCAGCGGGUAUUAUGGAUGGACUUAUGAGGGGACCUGAAGGCGGGAAGUUGCUAGGUGCUUUGGCGACAGAAAAUGGACUCGAGGAAUACAAGAAACCGCGCAGAGGAUCAAAGAAGUUGGAAGCAGAAUCAGCGGAAGCUGUACAGCUAGAAGUUGAUGAACAGCUAAAUCCAACCAUUCCAGAAGCCUCAGAAGCCUCAGACUCUACACCCGCAACCAAUCCCUCAUCCACCACUCCAAAUAUAGUCUACCUCUCUUCCGACUCCGAAAACACCCUCACUACUCUCUCCCCAUACACAACCUAUAUAAUCGGCGGCAUAGUCGACAAAAAUCGUCACAAAGGCCUUUGCUACAAACGGGCUUGCGAUGCGGGUAUCCCAACCGCAAAGUUACCCAUUGGAGAAUAUAUGACUAUGCAAAGUCGGACCGUGUUGACUGUGAAUCAUGUUAUGGAGAUCAUGAUAAGGUGGUUAGAGACGGGUGAUUGGGGAAAGGCUUUCUUGAAGGUUAUCCCUAAGAGGAAGGAGGCGAAGUUAAAGACCAAGGGGAAGAAUGCCGGGGCAGAGGGCGAGGAAGAUAAUGAGGAAGAGGACGAAGAUGAGCUGGAUGAGAACGAGGAGGAAAAGAGUGGAUAUGAGAGCGAAGAUGGUGAUGAGGGUGGAGUUUCUCUUGAAGCCGAAAAACGGGCAGAGGAGCAACAAGCAUUGGAUAAGGAAGAAGGAGAUGAUACCACAGUUUGA